Messenger RNA from Zootoca vivipara (common lizard), 9155 nucleotides. NCBI's taxonomy places the organism in Eukaryota, Metazoa, Chordata, Lepidosauria, Squamata, Lacertidae. The record is from RefSeq and is a predicted model, not a curated record.
GCGUGCCUGCAGCAGGAGAUGCGCCUCGGGCUCCAGGCAGCUUCCAGAGAAGCGAAGCCCCGCCGCGCCGCCCUUUCCAGCGGCUUCACCUCGGCCUUGGGUGGGAAGGGGAGAGCAUAAGCAUCCCGGCGUGGACUGCCUUGGGCCCCGUCAGGCCCUGGCUGCUUCUAGGCAAAGCUACGCUGCCCGCCCGGCGGCGCGCAACAAGAAAGCCGUCGGUGGGGGAAGUGCGCGCGCCCUCCUUGGCCGCCCACGCUCCUGGAAGGUUCGGGCGGGUUCCGGAGGUGGAGGGGGCGCGCGGGCGGUUGCCAUUCCCACCUUGCCAUCCCCAGGGCCGCGGUGUGAGAGGUUUUUCCUCUGGAAGGGCGGCGCCAGGCGGCGAGGGGCUCUUCACACCGAAGCGGGAGCGGGAGCGGGAGAGGCUGCGGCAGCCUUUCGGCCAGCAGGAGACAAGGCAAGGUGCCCCUCAGCAUCCUGGGACCCUUCUCUUCCACACAGCCUUCCCUUCUGCUCAUUCCGCAAUCCGCCCCCCCCCCCAAAGCAGAGCAGGAUUAAGACCUUGAGAGAACCCAAGCACUUGGGAGGUUGGGGUGUUCCCAUAUUAUAUAUGCAUCUAGUUCAAAAUAUAAACAACAAUAAACCAUAAAAUGAAACGAAAUGAAGUGAAGUGAAACCUACAGUAAAAUGGAAAAUAAGGCUUAUUUUUGUGUAAAUGUAAAGGUAAAGGGACCCCUGACCAUUAGGUCCAGUCGUGGAUGACUCUGGGGUUGCGGCGCUCGCUUUUGGCGAACCAGAGCAGCACACGGAAAUGCCGUUUACCUUCCCACCAGAGCGAUACCUAUUUAUCUACUUGCACUUUGACGUGCUUUUGAACUGCUAGGUGGGCAGGAGCUGGGACCGAGCAACGGGAGCUCACCCCAUUGCGGGGAUUCGAACCGCCGACCUUCUGAUCAGCAAGCCCUAGGCUCAGUGUUUUAACCCACAGCACCACCCGUGUCCCUAUUUUUGUGUACUUCCACUUUACUUGUAUUUGGGGUGGGGGGUGGGAUCCUCCCCACUUUUCUAAUUGCAAAGUCCUCGAUAAGAUCUUCAAAACUAAUGUUACAUUCCAUUCCAUACUUAGUAGAGAUAAGGCAUCCAGCCUGGUAGGGGUGCCAACUUGAAUAAAAUAUGGGGGCGCAAGUAAGCCCUUCCCUGCAUAAUCGACCACAUAAUGCAGUGCACAUUAUGCCAUUUAAAUGGCAAUGCCCCUCAGUUUUGGUGGAGCACAGUGCCCUCAAAUAUUUUAUUGGGGGUGGGGCUGAAGACCCCUUGGCCCCUAGGACUUGGCUCCUAUGCAGCCUGCCUUGUUUGUAGUUGUUCUGUUGAGAUUUUCAAUACACUUCAACUGAGAAAAUGAAUGCUCAGCAAUUUGUGGCCGUUAAUGUUAAAAAUCUAGCAAUGGAAUACUGCCGUGGUGCCCCCUUCCUUUGAUGCCCUAAGCACAUGCUUAUUUUGCUUAAUGGUUAAUCCUGCCCUGCCCUGAAUUCCAGGAUGGAGGAAUGGUGAGCGACGCACCUGGUGCCUGGAACUGCCCCUACCCACCUUCUGCCCCAAAUUUACUAAUAGUAAGCAGCAGUACAACUGCUGGACUGGGAACUGUGGCAUCACCUAAUAUAUCUUAUUGUGCUGCCUUUGGCCCAGCAAGGGCACUGGCUGCUUCUUGUUCUUUCUGUAGCAUCAUCUGUGCACAUGGUGCUUUGCAAAGGUCAGGUGUGAGAGGUUCCCUGUCCCAUGGGGCUAAGAAGGAAGCCAACAGCAGCAGAAGUAGGGAAAUGGUGGAGGAAGGGGAGGGAAAACCAGGCAGGGUUAAAUAGAGGAUUAUUUCCAUUGCACAUACUUUGUAUUCGUUACAGUAAAUGUAGCAUUGGCUACACACACACACACACACAACUGGCCUAAAAUGUAGCCAGGUUUGUUUAUUUAUUUCUCAGUUCAGAUCAGAACUGAUUUGGGGAAGAACACAUCAGAACACAGUAUUUCCUAAGAAAUGGCAGGAUAGAUAUUACUGUGACUAACAUUGUUGUGGGUAUACCGCAUCCCAAACCAGUGGUGGGGGGACACAGUGGAUGCAGAGUAAAUGGGAGUGUGUACAUGACCACUGUUUCUGGAAGAAGUUGCCUUUUGUUCUUCUGAAGAGCUGUUCUGGAGCUGACUAAAGGCUCCUCUAGUCCAGUAUCUUGAGACCGCAGCAGAGCCAGCCAAAUGCUUCUAGGAAUUCUUCAAGCAGGGAACGAAGGCAUCCACCCUUCCCUCAUCAAUUGAGACCCCAGCAAUUGUUACUCAGGCAGUGCACUGCCUUUGACAUGGAGCUUCCAUUUAGCAAAGAUAGCUAAUAGCGGUUGGUACACCUAUCUUUUCAGGACCUGGCUACAUAAAGCCUUUUAAAUAUAAUCAGAGAUCUAGUAGCCAUCAACACAUCUUGUAGCAGCAAAGCCUAUUAGUUAACUAUGUAUUGUGGAAAGAUGGGCUACCUUUAUUUUUGUCUUGAAUGUACCUCCAGUCUGUUCUACCAAAUGAUCCAUAGUUCUAGAAUGAAGGGGGGGGGAGCUUCUGUCUUCUUCUCAACACAAUUAAUAACGUAGUACAUUCCAGCUCUUCUCUAUCUCCAUCAUUUGAUGAAAAAAAUGCAGAUUCCAUGGUAAGUGGAUAUCAGCAACAAAGACAAACUAGGCAGUUAUUAUAUUAGGGAAAAUGGAGAUAAAUUUGGGUUUUAAAAAGUCAGUACAAGCCAAACUGGGGGGUAAAGUGUCCUUAGAGAAUAAAGCCCCAUCUUCAGGUGCCAUAAUUUCCUCCAGUUUCAGAUCCUGCUGUUUGUUUUUAAUGUUACUUAUAUUGACUACCUGCCUUCAAAAAAAGAGUUUAUUUUCUUGUUAUGUUUUAUUGCUUUAAUCCUUGUUGUGUUCCACCUUAACAGUCUUUACAUUAACAGUUAGCAGUUACCAUAUUGGAAGGAGUGAGGGCUUGGUACUACUGCAAAAAUAACAGGGCAGGAAAGCAAACUUGGAACUAUUCUAUUUUAUCUUAACAACAGCCUGUGAUAAUUGCUAACAAUUUAUGACUUCCACCAGCAACCAUUCUUAUAAAAUGUUGAUUAUCUAUAGACUACAGUGCAACCUCCAUAAACAAGGAGGUAAGUUGUGCAUCCUUCAAAGCCCUGGGUUUUUGUUUGUUUGUUUUUUAGUAUUGAACUGGGUUCCUGGAGAAACAUGAUGCGUGCACAAAAUCCAAGCUGUUUUUACAAAUGGGAUUUUCCACUUCUUUAUGUAAAUUCAUGUUUUUGGUUUUUGAAUUUCAGGUAAAUGUUUUAUUGAUUACUAGUAUGGUGAAUCUUCUGCACCAACCAGAAAUCAGCAUAGGGUCUUAUUUGUUCUGCACCUACUAGCCAAUAGCUUUUGGUAAUGGAUAUAGGCCAAGGGAUUACCAGUGCUAUAAAAAAGCAAAAACGAAGAGGUUCCAAGAAAAAAAGAUUAACUUUUGAAGAUGAGGUGCCUAGAAUUGAAAAGCAUCUAAAACCAAAGGCGAUACCACCUCAAGUAUUUAUAGGAAAGGGCACUGCCUUUCUUUCUUUUGGCUUCAGAUUAAUUAAGAGCUACACCCAGCAAGGUUUAGAUAUCAUUGGAGCAACCUAUAGUAACAGGAGCAAACGACUGGUGUUGUUAGAUGGGAAAGGAUUUUUCAGUCUGGAUUUGCUUCCUACUAAUCGUUUGGUUAGAAGAGAGUUGGAGUUUCCAAAGUCUCAGCUCAGCUCGGCAAGAAUCAUCACUUACUCUGAAAAGUAUAAUGUCUACUUUGUUCUGCAAAAAGAUUUCUCAAUUAAGGUUUACAACAGGAAUUAUACUGAGACUUGUUCAGCAGAAAAUCCAGGUUUUGGACGGUUAACCUUUAUAUCAUUCAACCCAGUGAGAGAUGAACUCAUCGGUGGAGGAAUCAGGGGAGUAAAGAUUUGGAAGUUUAAAGAAAAGAGGAUCUCAGAAGAAUCUAACAUCUUUCCAAUGUGCAAUUAUGGCCUUUUCCCCAGUAGAGAAUAUCCACACAUGGGGAAAAGGUGGUGCACAAAUAUGGAUUUUGAUGUCCUUAUGCAAAGAUACUACUGCUUUUCUGAAUGCCAUUUCACCUGCUACAACAUCAAAGGGAAAAUGCUAUUCGAGAUCCCAAAUGCACAUACAACCGAAAUUACCUCUUGUGUCUACUCAUCUGACGUUAACGUUUUGGUUACUUCCUGCAAAGGCAAUGAAAUAAAAUCUUGGAGUGACCAAGGCUGCUUGCUGCACACAUUUCAAGGUCAUUCCAAAACUGUCACAAAGCUUCUGCUGCACCCAAACUCUACCUCUUUAUUUAUCUCUGGAUCUCUAGAUGGAUCAGUCAAACUCUGGUCAUUUGAUACAAUGGAACUUUUUUACAGCAUAUCACCAUUCAAAGAAGGAAUACGUUGGAUUGGCACAGUGGAUGAUAAUUUUCUGUACUGCUGUUCUCCCCGCAAUCUUCAUAUAUAUGAUCUGAAUUCAUUUACUACCUUUUGGACUCGUUUCAACAGUCCGAUAACUAAACUCUACGUCUGUAGUGCACAUGAGAAGUCCAGCAGGGUGGUUGCUAUGGGUGCUGACAACAGUUUAAGAAUAUUCUCACUUCAAGAUGGGGAAAAGUUAUGCACAGUUCUGCCACCUCCUUAUCCGCCUCUGAUCCAGCCAGUUCUAAGUUUUACCUACAACAGAGCCAGUGGAACUGUUUUCUUCCUCCUGACACCUUCAGAAAUAUGGGUCUACACAGUAAGGACUAAUCCGGCAUGUAGAGCAGCAGUAUGGACUAUAGGAGAGCUACAACAACACUUGCAUAGGAAACAUCCCCUUGCCUCCUGUAUUCAGAAGAAUGAAAUUUUUCAACAUACUCGAAAAAGAAAUUUCAGGACUUCACUGAAAUGCGAAUGCCUCUGCAGCUUGUCUUCGCCAUUGUGCUACUUGAUAGAUGAAGGAGUGGUGUUUGCAGAUAAUCAGGAAUUUCUGGUUCUCGGCAUGCAGGAUGGACGAAUUCUAUUUCUCCAUACAUCAGUACAGAAUUUGGUUUAUUAUGAAAUGACUGCUUAUACAGAUCCAGUGGUCCAUUUAAGACACGAUGUGGCCCAUCAGCAGCUAAUAAUUAUGUGCCAGAGCCCAAGAUGCAAACUGAUACACUUCAGAAGCUUACCUGGUCUGGAGCUCGUUUCGCAAGUGAACACAGGAAACGAUACCAUUGUUUUUACAAGGCUUAGCAAUUCACUCUUCAUUGGUCUGACAUCUGGAAGUGUGGAUGUUUUAAAUAUAAAUAUAAAACAAGACAACAAAACAACUUUGUAUGGAAAAGGUGUGAAAUAUCAUGGAGAGAAUGAAGAAGAAGAAGAAGCUUUCUCAGACAAGUACCACAACGGCCCUGUACUGGCAGUGGAUUCCUGCAAGAAUUAUUCUCUCUUUUUAAGUUGCGGUUCAGAUUCCACGAUAAAGCUAUGGGAUACACAGAAGAAUUUGGUGGCAGAUAUCACUCUUGAUAACACUUUAAGCACAGCCUGUUUCCUGAAUAGUUCGGGUGAUAUUUUACUGUCUUUCAAAAAUGAUAUUUACGUCUUGUCUCACAGUAAGACACUGGGCUUAUUGAAUGCAAAUAUUGAUGCCUCUAGCAUCUCAGCAACAGAAUCCUAUAUUUUUGAAAGUCAACCUCCAGAAGAGCUAGAAAGAGAGAAAACGUACAUGUCCAAGCCGAUUGAGAUGGCAUCAUAUCUGGUACCUUACAAGGGAUAUGCCUUCACUGAAGACUUCACAUCAGACUUGUUGGUUUUACCAAAGAAGAAAGGAAAGCCAGUCUGCAGAUUACCAGUGGCUCCCUCAGCAAUCUACUGCUCUCCCUGUACCUCAGAUGUUUCUCUGAAUAUAUUUGAUUGCCUGCUCCAACCUGGAACUCCCGACUUAGAAGAACGUGAUAAAGCUGAAAUGUCCGAAAGAAUGGUUGUGACAGAUGAUAAGAAGUAUGUGCCUGGGCCAAAAUUUCCAGCACAAACUCGUUUAGAAAUACCUUUCUUUGGAGUUUCUCCAUGUUCAUCUCUUGUCUUUGAAGAGCCCAAGACAGAAACACAACCUAAGGAGCAGGUUGCUUCAACAGAGAGUGAAUUACCCAUUGUGGAGCCAGUACAGGAGAUUAUAAGUAAACAGCUGUAUUCGAUAGAAGAAACAGUCCCAGAAGCUCCAGAAGAUUCGGGAGCUGCUGAAGCUCCAGAAGAUUCGGGAGCUGCUGAAGCUCCAGAAGAUUCGGGAGCUGCAGGAGCUCCAGAAGAUUCGGGAGCUGCAGGAGCUCCAGAAGAUUCGGGAGCUGCAGGAGCUCCAGAAGAUUCGGGAGCUGCAGGAGCUCCAGAAGAUUCGGGAGCUGCAGGAGCUCCAGAAGAUUCGGGAGCUGCAGGAGCUCCAGAAGAUUCGGGAGCUGCAGGAGCUCCAGAUUCAAAGCAAGCGACUACCCAAAAUUUGAAGGGAAAAAGGAGCCUAGAGUGCUUAGAUUUAAUUCCACACAUAGAUUCUUUAAUAUAUGAAACAACCAAAGGAAGAUAUUUGAGCAAAUACAGACUAUUUGACCAUGUAAAGGAACCCAAGAAGCUCAUGCCCAAGAAGCUCCUGAAAAUAGGAAGGUUGAGUCUCAAAACGAUGCGGACACCCAAACAUACAAAAAAAAGUUUGCUUGCAAAGAGUGCUAUGAGAUCUAGAGACCACACAUACGCCUCAUGUCCCCAAUCAGCUAUUUCUGUUGGUAAGAUCAUAUGUAGGGAAGACAAGAAUAAAAAUAAAAAUGAAGAAGUAAUAUUUCACAGUACAUUUGGGGAAGACAUUGGUUUAAAAACAGAAGUUGGAAUUCACCAUCGUACUAAUUUGAUUGUUCUGUCAGCACAAGCAUUUUUGCUUGCCCCCCUUAUCCCCACCCUAUUUUCUCUCUCUCUCUUUGUAACAGGACAAAAACAAUCCCCUGCCCUUGGGACUGAGGGUUUGGUACUUGCUGACAAAAGGCCCCAUCCAAGAAAGAAGACCGUCCCACCGGAAAAUGAAGGUUAUGAGAGCUCUUAUGAAAGAGAUAUUGUAAGGGUGGUGGCCUGGAGGAGGAAACAAAAUGAACGAAUUCGCCAAGCAGAGGAGCGGCGCCUGAUACAAGAACUUGCGAAAAGGUCGUGUUCCCGGAACCACUGUUUCACACCUAGCAACUCCCAGCAGUAUCAAAAUCUACAAUCAUCUGAUAACUUCCCUGAAAGUUUAUACACCUGGAUGAAGCCUUACAGGCAACACCCUGGCCGUCCAUACACAGUGAUGGAAGAGACAACAAUCAAUCUCCCUAGAGAUUUCCCUUACAGGCUGGCCUGGGGAACAUCAACCACUCAAGAUGUAGACAUAAAAUUGUAUCAUCCCAAAGUGAAGUUCGAUAAGGAACACAAAAUAAACAGCCUGCAUGUAGAGAAGAAUUUGCAGCCAACUCAAUCAAUCCCAGCCAGAGGGAGAUUCAUCUUAGUGAAUGACCCAGUUGGAGUACCUUCUACUCCUCCUUUGAGCCCACUGGAGAGCAGGUUACUCAGUGCUCGUUUCCCUAAACAGAAAGAAAAGAUUCUGAAUUCUCUCUGCACAAAUGUAUAGGAACCAUUCUAGGCUUUGCUUUUAUUUUCAGCAGCUUUGUCUUAGUGAAUGAGAUGCCUUCAUCAUCUGCUCCUUCUAUAGGUCCAUUGCGCAUAGCUUUCUUCAUUCUUUUCUCCCAAACUUGUGGGCACAGUGCUGUCUCGUUUCAUAUUGUUUGAACUGGUCUCCAAUGUUGGUUAGCCAAGUAAUAACACCAUAUUCCAACCCUCAGUUAAUUUUGCAGUAUUAAUUAUUUUUAUGAUGGCCUGUUUGUUGCUCUUAAUUGAGUCUUACUUGGAUAGUUCAUAAAUUAUUUUCCUCAGCACCAAGCACUAUUUAGUAAAUAAGUACUAAUGGCCAAAUGGAAAACUGCUUAUAUGAAUUACUAAUCGAGUUAAAAGCCAGAGAUCUGAUUUGUGCAAAUGUCCAUAGCCUACGGUUGUGAGAAUUUUUUUUUCCCUGAUAGAAUGAAGUACUACACUUUCGUUGAUGUCAGCCUCAUUUGGGCUUUGGGUGAAACUUCCAGUCCUUCCUUAAAAACUACACACAAUCUUGUUCUCUUUCUUCCACUCAUCUUCAUGCAAGAAAUAGAAUUAGCUCCUUGCAAGGGGCAUUACAGGAAGCACUGUAAGUCUCACCCAAAGUUCAAAUGAGUUGUUUUUGAUUUGCAAGUAGACUUUGAGCAACUAUUGACAUGUCUACCACUGUCACCACCACAUCUUUUUGGGCUAUCCACUUGGCAACCUGGUGAUCCCUUCAAGUAGAUGCUGUUUCUCCUUCUUGAAGACAAAUUGGUGUAACUGCAUGAAGAAUCCUUGUUUCUCCUGAUAAAUUAUGAUGUGUAACAUCAUUCAGAAUUGAUUCAUCCAUGUCGAUACUAAUGGAGAUAGUUACCUUAUGAAGAUUCUUCUGACUCAAAAAUAGUUUGGAACGUCAGCUGUCACACUACUCAAGUCUACCUAAUUGGAUUUCCUUCCCUUUGCAAUCCUGAUUUUGAGGGAGCAUUAAGACCACUGGGUUCUGACUCUUAAGACACCUUAAUAUAUGCUCAUUGAAGUGGUACAAAGAUGGUGUAGCUUGCAAGUUUCAGAAAGACCACAGAACUCAUAUAGUUAACCCAAUGUUUAGCUAUUGAAGCUACUAUAUCUAAUAACUGAUGCAGGAAUAAAAGUAUAGGUAACAGUAACAGGACUUAGAAACUAUGGUUUGUCCUAAGCAAGUUUCUUUGCUAUUUCCUGCUUCCUUUUAUUGGUUGCCUUCAUUCAGUUGCCCUUAUUCCCAGCUGUCUCAAAGUUGCCUAAAGAAUCACCAGAGAAAGUCAGUAUAAUUUUGCUAAAUAAAAAAAUGAGAUGUAUGUUUAAAAGCUUUGAUCAGUAUUUGUCUUUUCUGUGUGCAAGAUCAUGUUUUUCAGUUGUACUCUAAGCAUUUGGCUAGUCUUUGAGCUCUCUUCCAGAUACAGUUCAAUAUGUCUGGUUGCUAUAUAUCAGGCACGUCCAACAGGUA